GAUGUGUUGGGCAACAACAAGCGAUACAAACAGAGGCACCGUCGUGAUUUGCGACUUAACUACGAUUCUGAUUCUUCAGAUGAGGACUAUGAGAAUGAAAAAGAAAAUGCCGAGAAAGCAAAUGGAGAGAAGGAAGAUGUCCUGGACGAAGACAUGUUUGCCAGCGAUAAUGAAGAGAAAGACGAACCUUGUAAGGAUGUUAAGGAUCCAAAAAAGCCCGAGUUUCUUGAUAUUGAUGAGUUUGAACGUCAGGAAGGAAUUGGCCAAUUCGACGAAGAAGUACCUCUAGCUACAGAUGAGAAUUCCGAUUCUGAGGAACCGGAAGAAGAUGACCCCGAAGUGGUAGAAUAUUACAACAACAUUGAAGAUUACAAUGAACAAAAUAGUGGAAGGCUAAAGAGGAAAGAGCCUAAAAUAGAAGCUUUCAAUUUACGAGAAGAAGCCCUGGAAGGACAAUUCGACUUGGAUGGCAAUUAUAUACGACAGGAAGAGGACAACCAUACCGAUGCUGAACAGGAAUGGCUCAAUGAUUACAAGAGGUCAGAUGUGCUCAAUGCCCGAAAAGCUCAGGAACAACGAGAAAAAGCAAGGGAAAAGAAACUAGUCGAAUCAGCCCAAGAACUAAUAUCUACCGACAAGUUAUUGACGGAUCUCGUCGAAUGUCUAGAGGCAGCAGAAACACCCAUGGAGGCUUUGGCUAGAUUGGCACCGAAAAAGAAGAAUAAGAACAAAGUUGAUGAAACAGAGAAGCAGAGAAAGAAAUUGGUUGUCAGAAUCACAGAACUAUGUGAUAAACUUAUCAACGAAAAGAACAUCACUGAUACUUACGAUAUGAGUAGAGAGGAGUUCAUGAGACUAUACAAACAGGAAACAGGACAAGAUUACAAAAUCUCCGGCAGAGGAACCAAAAGGACCAGAGAGGAUGAACCUGAGAAUGAAGCUCAAACAGAAGCAUCGGCAGAAAACGAAGAGGAAUAUGGCGAAAAGAUAUGGUUAUUCCAAUGGAUUGACGAUAGCAAUGUCCACGGCCCAUUUUCUGCAUACGAAAUGAGUCAUUGGAAAGAAACAUAUUUCAAUAACCAAGUUGUAGUACGUAAACUAGAUGAAGAGGAGUUUGUUCCCGUAGAGACAGUAGAAUUUAACGAAACGACAUGA
Molecule: messenger RNA, 1155 nt
Organism: Scheffersomyces stipitis CBS 6054
Lineage: Eukaryota; Fungi; Ascomycota; Pichiomycetes; Serinales; Debaryomycetaceae
Product: U5 snRNP complex subunit
Exons: 1
Cellular component (GO): U5 snRNP
Molecular function (GO): protein binding
Source: RefSeq, a predicted model, not a curated record